This is a messenger RNA of Cannabis sativa, 978 nucleotides long. RefSeq lists its product as uncharacterized. Bases 1 to 978 code for a protein of 325 amino acids. Lineage: Eukaryota; Viridiplantae; Streptophyta; Magnoliopsida; Rosales; Cannabaceae. The record is from RefSeq and is a predicted model, not a curated record. The transcript is spliced from 3 exons.
AUGACUUCGCUCACUUCCUGGAAGCAAACCAUAGUUGCAGCAGGGAUGUCUCGAAAGGAGGCUUCGACUGAGAAACAGAAACCUGAUACUGAGAAAGUAAUUGUAAAGGUCACAAUGGAUGAUAUUGAUGGGGAAAUUGAAUAUUGGAAUUCUUCUAUUGUAUGUUAUGUGUUGGGUGCAAACCCUCCAUUGGAUGUUCUUGAAGGAUUUUCUAGAAGAAUAUGGAAGGAGAAAGUGGAUAAGGCUGGGCUCCUCUCAUAUGGCAUUUUUCUGAUUAGAUUCACUUCAGUUGAGACAAGGGAUAACAUUCUUAAUGGAGGCUAUACUUUCUUCAACAAGAGGCCGGUGAUAAUGAAUGCAUGGGAUCCGGAUACUAAUUUCAGAAAAGGGGAUAUUCUUAAGGUUCCAAUUUGGAUUCAAAUCAAAAACUUGGAAUUGAAAUAUUGGGGCCAAAACACUUUGUUCAAGAUUAUAGGGCAGAUUGGAGAGCCUAUAAUGGUAGAUGAAGUCACUAAAAUGACGCAAAAACUCACUUUCCCUAGAAUACUUGUUGAAGUUUCUAUGGAACAAGAACUACCAUCGUCUAUUGCGUUUGAAGAUGAGCAUGGCUGUAUUACAUCAGGUGAAUUGAAAGAGGAUAUUGAGGUGAGGUCUGGAGCUGAUACAGAUGGAUGUACAACAACAGGAACUAAUUCUGGUGUGAAUUUAAAUACUAAUUCUGGUGUGAAUCCUCCUGUUGCAGCUGCUGAAAGUCACAAGGGGAAGAAACCAGUGGGACUUGCGGAUAAUGAUGGAUUUAAACAAGUUCACAAGGGUCUGAAAGUUAAUGGUACUACAAAGGCCGAUAGCACCAGCACCAGAAAUGCAUUUAUUCUCUUACAGAAACAAGAACCUAAAGAAAAUGAGGGCACAGGAAUACUAGCAGCAACUCGAGAUAAGACAAGAGGAGGGGGAGUGCCUCCCAACCCAAAUGGAUAG